GGGAGAGAGAGGCAGCUAGGCCAUGGGGGUUCACCCCGGGCUGCGGCAGCAGCUAGUAGCAAAGCAGCUGGAGUCCCCGGACUUCCGCCGGUCAACCAUCGACGGCCAAACUAGCGCCCCAACCCUCCUCAUCACCGUCGUGGUUGACAGCGCUUUCCGUGCCAGGAGCGUCGUCCAAUGGCAUGGCCUCUGCCAGGGGCCUCCGACUGGCACGUUGCCGGCGGGCUGUAUCGACGACGUGACGUCAACGUACUACUACUAUGUGGCUGAUCGUGCGUGCUCUGAACGAGACUGCACUGGAAAGUUCACCGGAGUGCAAGGAGGCGAGGCUGGACGGACUGCCGGCGGUUGCGUGCGCCAUGAAACAAACAAUCAUGUACAUCCUUCUGGGCAGGGGCCAUAUGCGUGCCCCGAAGCGCAACUCAUGGCAAACUGUCCUGUCAUUCGCCUCAAUGAAGAUAGUGCGGUCGAGCGGCUCCUCCGGUGGUCCGCCGUGACAUUGGAGGCCGCAGGCUGCUGGGUUGCUGGUAUAUGCGGGGGUAGGGACCAUGUUCUCUAUGCGUGCCCUGAAUCGCAACUCAUGGCAGAUGGCUUCGGUGGCUAGGCACAGCGCGGGUUUCACCGUGUAAUCGAAAUGUUUGGAAUAAUACUUACUUUCUCUCUUCUAUGAGGAGCAUAUAAUCGAAAUGUUUGGAAAAGCUA
Triticum aestivum (bread wheat) is the source of this 702-nucleotide messenger RNA. RefSeq lists its product as uncharacterized. The transcript is spliced from 2 exons. The record is from RefSeq and is a predicted model, not a curated record. NCBI's taxonomy places the organism in Eukaryota, Viridiplantae, Streptophyta, Magnoliopsida, Poales, Poaceae. Bases 23 to 604 code for a protein of 193 amino acids.